AUGGAAUCUGAUCAUGAUCAUCACCAAACAGCAAUAUCUGAAAAUCCCUCUGAUGGAGAGGACCAAGGUGCAACUCACGUGACAUCCAGGUCCUACGAGUGCAACUUCUGCAGGAGGGGAUUCUCUAAUGCACAAGCACUGGGGGGACACAUGAACAUCCACAGGAAAGACAAGGCCAAGCUCAAGCAACAACAAUCUUCAAACCAAACUCAAGUUCAACCAUCUUUGGACAAGGUUGUUGUCUCUCCACAGGAUCAGACCAAGUCUGGUGAAGAACCCAACACACCAAAUUGGAAUUGGAAUGUGUCUCAACAAGAUCAUGUUUCCUCUAGACCCACUCACACAAGGCAGCUUCCACUCUUUGCAGAAUCACCAACUAGCAGUGAAACAAUAAAGCCACAAGGUCGAAAUACCACUGAAGGAGCUUUGCUAUCUACCCGAGAUUCAUCAUUAGAGUUAGACCUUGAACUGAGACUGGGAACUGAACCACAGGAUUCAUCAUCAGCAGAAACGGGUACAAGAAAUUUUUUUUGA
This is a messenger RNA of Sphenostylis stenocarpa, 534 nucleotides long. Lineage: Eukaryota; Viridiplantae; Streptophyta; Magnoliopsida; Fabales; Fabaceae. The record is from the annotation of a GenBank genome assembly.